Molecule: messenger RNA, 2946 nt
Organism: Solea senegalensis (Senegalese sole)
Lineage: Eukaryota; Metazoa; Chordata; Actinopteri; Pleuronectiformes; Soleidae
Gene: rem1
Product: RAS (RAD and GEM)-like GTP-binding 1
Exons: 6
Coding region: 277-1194 (305 amino acids)
Biological process (GO): negative regulation of high voltage-gated calcium channel activity
Cellular component (GO): plasma membrane
Molecular function (GO): calcium channel regulator activity; GTP binding; GTPase activity
Source: RefSeq, a predicted model, not a curated record
UGCACACACACACACACACACAGAGGGAGGGAGGUAGAUAACUCUGUGAUUCCACUGCUGAAUUUUUAACGCUGUUGUGGAACUUUUUUUUUUUUUUUUUCCAGGCAGGUUACUGUAGCAGGGUACUGUUACAGCGACAGAGGCAGAGAGAGGAGACAAGGUUCACUUGUGUUCUGUUGUUGACUGAGGCUGAAGAGAGACAGACACACAGACUGUUCAUGGGCUUCACGGUCCAUCCCAUCCUAACAUCCUGAUGUCCUGACCUGUGGUAGCAACAUGACCCUCAACACUCAGAGAGAGAAAGAGCCGCUGAGGAGACGAGGCAGCACACCGAUUCAUCCUGGCCGAUUCUCUCAGCAUCCGUCUCUGACUCGAGACCCUCGGCUGCCCAGUCACCCUCCUCUUGGACAGUCGGCGUCCUACCACCCUGGAGACAAGUCCCUCCACUACCGCGCCCACUGGAGUUCAGACUCGGAAGACGACUCGCAGAGCGACUCGGACUGCGUUUACAGAGUCGUGUUGCUCGGCGACCACGGUGUCGGAAAGACCAGCCUGGCAGGAAUCUUUGCUGGGAUCACGGACAAAGAUGAACAAAGUGGAGGCAGCCAUGUUGUCACUGAGAAGACAACAUAUGAGCGGGCACUGACUGUAGACGGAGAAGAAACCACGUUGAUUGUCAUGGACACCUGGGAGAAUGACAAACCGGAGGGAGAGGAGGACAGGUCCUCUCAGGACGACUGUUUGAAAGUGGGAAGUGCUUAUGUCAUCGUCUACUCCGUCACUGACCGCUCCACCUUUGAGUCCGCUGCUGAACUCCGCAUCACACUGCGACGCAUCCGUCAGGCCGAGAACAUUCCCAUCAUUCUUGUGGGCAACAAGAGUGACCUGGUCCGGUCCAGAGAAGUCGCUAUAGAAGAGGGCCGAGCAUGUGCGGUGGUGUUUGACUGUAAGUUCAUCGAAACAUCUGCGUCUCUGCAACACAAUGUGACAGAGCUCUUUGAAGGCGUGGUCCGACAGAUCCGCCUCCGUCAGGACGGCAGUGAGGCUGUUCUGCGGCGACGCUCCACCUACAAACGUAAAGAGAGCCUUACCCAGAAGGCUCGGCGAUUCCUGGACCGACUGGUGGCACGCAAGAACCAACGCAUGGCGGUCAAGGUGCGAUCCAAGAGCUGUCACGACUUGGCCGUCCUCUGAAGACAUCCAAUUGGACUUGUUUGUCCUGGACUUUGGUGUUUGGAGUCACUGGUUUUGAUAUCAUGGACUUGGUGAUGUCGAAGACAUUUUUUUAGUGUCACGGCUCGAUGCUAACUUAGAGUUUAAUGUGUCUGAUUUGGUUUGAAUUGAUACCUGGCAGUAGAGAGACGACUGAGCAACGAUGCAACCUAACAAUCAGUAAUGGAUAGAGUCGGCUCAUAUUAACAUUCUCACUGUGAUUAGAGCCACCGAUAUUCCUGUUUGACCAUUUGGUCUAAACAUUUUUCUACUGUUUUCCUCCAGGUGACAUCAAGACAACCAUGCAGGAUUGUCACUGUAUGGUUCAUGAUUAGAUGAGUGCUUGUUUGAUUCUCCUUGAUGGAAUUUAUUGCCCUUUAGCGAUUCUCCCCUGACUUUUUACUGUUUGAAUAAAGUCAUAAAGAAAACUGUCAUCUAAAUAAUGUUUUCACUACAUACUGUAAAUGGUUUCUUUUUUUUUUCCUCCCUUAAUAAUUGACCAAUUAUAGCCAAGAACCCGUCAUGGGGAAGAGCACAGUUGCAGUGUUUAUGGAUCUGCAAUAACAAAGGCAAAAGUGUGGAGGGAAACGUGCUCUGUUUAUUUUCUCUAAUGUAAACGGCUAACAUUUGCAUGUCUCUCUCUAGCUGUGGGCGACUGGACUUGCUUGAGUUAAGUUGAAUAUGUUUCACCUUUUACUACCUUAUUAAGAACAGUAGUAACCUAACAUUCCAAAAUAAAAAUUGAGGGUUCAAGCUGUGUCUCAGUUCAGAGGUUGCUCACUACAGAGGGUGCAACUGGAGACUAGGGAUGCUGCUGCUUGACUCGUCGCUAAGUAGCAGUGUGUCAAACAGUCCUGCAAAUGAAUUGCAUGCUGUGUGGCCAAAUGUUUCUGCAUUUUGGACGAAAUGGAAACUUUACAAGUGUUGCAAGUGACUGUCUUGUCAUGUUUUCGCGAGAAAUAUAACUGCACUUUAGAGCGCUUCUGCCUCAGCUCCAUGUUUGCUGCGUUCUGAACCAAAACAAUGCAGCGCGUGUGUGACGCCAUAACGCAUUUGUAGCGAGGAAUCGAUUCACUGCCCACCGGUUAUAAAGAAGAACCGGUUCUCGAUUCCCAUCCCUACUGGACACUGACUGAGUCAUAAAUGAAAUGAAAUGAUAUGGCCAUUAAUGACAAAAUGUCCAACCAACACACUUUAAAUAUAAGUCUGUUUAUUUGUGACAUGUCCAGCUGUAGCUCUGUUACAGUGGUAACAUCAUAGGUCAAUCACCCCAUAGACCAGACCUUGUCAUUUUGGUUCAGCCUCCAUGGAUAAGACCACGCCCUCUAAAGGUUGCAGCCCCUGAAUUGAGACACAGCUAGGAUUCAGGCACAUUCAGGAUUGAAAUAGUCUAGAUUUCAAAAAGUUACUAAGAAUUUCGGCGAUACAUGUUAUCAUCAUCAAAUUUGUCAUGAUAUGUCAUUUAUUUUCUAUCAUUUAACUAUCUUCAUUUAACUUUCUUUUUAUUGUGUCUGUUUUUGUUAGUUGUAUCCGUGUGGUUUACCCAGAUUUGCCUCCUUUGUGCUCACUUGAUUACUUUAUCUGUUUUGUUUUUUUAUUUGUUGGACUUUAUGUUAAUUGUUAAAUUUAUGUUAUGUAAAUUUCAUCUAGUUGUAAUUUCCUGUCUGCAGGAGCGGCAGCGGAUCAAACCUCUGUGAUCCACUUCACAUAAACACUCUCAGGUCGUCGUAUCAA